AUGCCUACUGCUCGCGAAAGACUAGCGGAGCUGCGGGCUCUCCGUGCCUCCGGAAAGAAGCGUAUCGAUACAUACGAGGUAGAGGAUCAGGGAGAUAUCUACGACGAGGUUGAUGAUGAGGGCUACAAGAAGGUUAUUCGGAAUCGACUUGAUCAGGACGAUUUUGUCGUCGACGACAACGGCGCAGGAUAUGCGGACGACGGCCGAGAAGUCUGGAAUGAAGGUGUACCACAAUACGACAGUGAUAGUGACGAGGACGUGGAAUUGCCAGUGAGGGGCAAGGCGGCUAAGAGGAAACAUGACGAGGAGGAGCAGAGGAAAGAGAAAGUCAACAAUGGGAUUUCAAAAUAUUUUAAGAGCGGUGCUGCGUCUGCUCCAAAGCCAAAACCCGUUGCUACCGCUGAGGACGACUCUUUUAUGGCCGGACUCCUUAACGAGGUCGAUACGAACGUUGUAUCGAAUCAUGUGCCCACGCAUAAUGUGAUCAAAUCAGAAGCUCGACGAAAAGUUCGCAUCCUCUCACCACCGGUAUCCCAGAAACCGCCCGUUGAGAAACACGAGAAGAAAGACGAGAAUGCUGGUCCAAUAUCGCCUGUCAGACAUGAGCCUCCGGCUGAUAUUGACGACGACGACGGACCGCUUCCCCAGGCCGACGACGACGAUGUUCCGAUGAGUGAUCCCAUGCCAUCGUCUCCCAUAACCAAGGCCAUUGAGCGAAAGACAACUAUUCCGAUCAAAGAAGAGUUUGACGAUGAUGAUGACAACGAUCUGAUGGAAGUGGCAGAGGCCACGGGUGACAACGAGAACAAAACUAGCAGUAUUAAUAUGAUCGGUAGCCGGCUGCCUCCCAAGAUCAAGCAGGAAAACUACCCGACCCCUGCAAGCUCUUCUCCCCUCAAACCUGCCCCCGAUACUGUGAGCCCUACGUGGAAUGACGUGAGGAGCAAGCUGAAUGUCCUUAGCAGCCCAGGAGGACCAGGACCAGAGAUGAGAACUUUCGGCAAGCUUCAAGCUCAGGAUGCAGUCGAAGAAGAUGGAAGUUUACGCAUGUUCUGGAUCGAUUUCACGGAAAUCAACGGCAACCUGUGCUUGUUUGGCAAGGUAAGGAACAAGCAGACUGGCGCCUUCGUGAGUGCAUUCGUCAAGGUCAACAACGUCUUGCGGAAACUUUACUUCCUUCCGCGAGAACACCGACAGAAGCACGGAAGGGAGACGGAUGAAGAAGUCGAUAUGAAAGACGUCUAUGAGGAAGUGGAUGAAAUGAUGUCGAGACUCAAGGUUGGAAUGCAUAAGAUCAAGCCGUGCACGCGAAAAUACGCAUUUGAACUGUCAGAUGUUCCAAAGGAAACAGAGUAUCUGAAACUGCUCUACCCUUACGACAAGCCCACCCUGCCAAUGGAUGUCAAGGGAGAGACAUUCUCACGUGUAUUUGGAACCAACACGUCUCUCUUUGAGCAGUUCGUUUUGUGGAAGAACAUCAUGGGUCCUUGCUGGUUGCAGAUUAAUGAGGCAGACUACUCUGCCGUCAACAAUGCAUCUUGGUGUAAAUUCGAAUGUCAGGUCUCGAACCCGGCAUCUAUAAACCCUGUCCCGGAAACUGAGAACCUCGAAGCGCCACCACUCACGUUGAUGAGUCUUUCGUUCAGAACGCAACUCAACGUGAAGGAGAACAAGCAAGAAAUCCUCGUUGCAAGUGCCCGGGUCUACGAGAACAUCGCGAUCACAGACACCACACCUCCCGAGAAAAUGCCCUGCAAAACAUUUACUGUCAUGCGUCCACCUGGCUCGACAUAUCCUCUUGGCUUCGAAGCUGAGACAAAGAGGCAGCGUGGUACUUUCAUGUUGGAAAAGAGCGAGCAGUUCCUGCUCAGUAAAUUCCUGGCCUUGUUCGAGAGAAUGGACCCCGACGUUAUCAUGGGGCACCAGCUGCAGGAGGUUGACCUCAGUAUUCUGCUGAGCAGACUAAAAGAAAAGAAAACGCCUGGUUGGCAUCGUCUCGGACGAUUAAAGCGUGGAGAAUGGCCCAAGAACUUCAACCGGGGUGGCGGGUUUUUCGCUGAGAGGCACCUAAUCGCUGGGCGGUUGAUGUGUGAUGUAGCUAAUGACAUGGGCAAGUCUUUGAUGAUGAAAUGUCAAUCGUGGAGCUUGACCGAGAUGUGUGAACUUUACCUUGGUCAGAGCAAUUUGCGCCAGGAAUUGGACCACGAGGCAGCACUGAAGACGUGGGCCACUUCCAAAGAAGGCUUAAUGAACUUCGUAAACCAUUGCGACACAGACACUUACUUCAUCGCUGCACUUGUGUUGCGUCUUCAGAUGCUUUCCUUAACCAAAGUUCUCACGAACAUCGCCGGUAACUCCUGGGCUCGAACUCUCAGCGGUACGCGUGCGGAGCGUAACGAGUACAUUCUGCUUCACGAAUUCCACCGAAACAAGUAUAUUUGCCCUGACAAGUAUGCGUCCAAACUGCAGAAGGCAGAAGAGAAGAUGCAGGAGGGCGACGAAGACGAAUCAGUCGACAAGAAGAAGAAAGACAAGUACAAGGGAGGUCUCGUCUUCGAACCGGAGAAGGGCCUUUACGACCGUUUCAUCCUUGUCAUGGACUUCAACAGUUUGUAUCCCAGUAUUAUCCAGGAGUACAACAUCUGCUUCACGACGGUUGAGCGGACGGCAACUGCUGAAAAUGAAAACGACGAAAAAGUACCCGAAGUACCUCCCUCAGACCAGGACCAGGGUAUUCUGCCUCGGUUGAUUGCCACCCUUGUUGGUCGUCGACGUGAAGUGAAGAAGCUCAUGAAAGACAAACGCGCCACACCUGAACAGCUUGCUCUGUGGGAUACCAAGCAGCUGGCGUUCAAGCUGACUGCCAACUCCAUGUACGGAUGUUUGGGUUACACCCAGAGUCGAUUCUACGCUCGUCCCCUGGCCAUGCUUACCACAUUCAAGGGUCGUGAGAUUCUCCGGAGCACCAAGGAGCUGGCCGAAAGCAGGCAACUCAGAGUCAUCUAUGGUGAUACUGACUCUGUCAUGAUCAACACUAACAUGGACACUGUCAGCGAUGCUCUCAAGGUCGGUGAGGAGUUCAAGAAGUCGGUUAACGAACGAUACCGGCUCCUGGAGAUCGAUAUUGAUAACAUCUUCCGUCGACUCUUGCUACAUGCUAAGAAGAAGUAUGCAGCCAUCAACAUGACUGAAGUGGAUGGCAAGUAUGUGGACAAGCUGGAAGUCAAGGGUCUCGACAUGAGGAGACGUGAGUAUUGUGCUCUGUCCAAGGAAGUUUCGCAAAGACUUCUGAAUGAGGUCCUUUCGGGUGAAGAUCAAGAGCUGGUUCUCAACCGGGUCCAUGACUACCUACGCGACCUCGCCGCCAAAAUGCACGACUACUCGAUUCAUGUCCAGAAAUACGUUAUCUACACUAAACUUUCGAAGCGGCCAGAGGAAUACCCGAACAAAGAAAGCAUGCCUCCAGCUCAAGUCGCGCUACGUGAACUCGCACGUGGUAAAACGGUCCGUCCCAACGAUGUCAUCUCGUACAUUGUGACGAAUGGAGAUGCGGAAACUGCUUCCCUUGCCCCGGCGAAGCGAUCGUAUACCCUUCAAGACGUGGUCAAACCCGAUUCGGGGUUGAAGCCGGACAUUGAAUUUUACCUCCUCAAGCAGAUCUUCCCUCCCAUUGAGCGUCUCUGUGCCCCUAUUCCAGGCACAGACGCCGUCCGACUGGCUGAAUGCUUGGGGCUCGAUGUUCGCAAGUAUCAAAUCAACAAUACUUCCAGUGGCGGUAACCAGCAGAACAUGGACAUUUUCCCAUUGGAGUCGCAAAUCCCAGACUCUGUCCGUUUCGAGAAUGCCGUUCGCUUCACCUUGACAUGUCGAUCCUGCAAGGAGAGGUCGGUGUUCGAAGGGCUAGGAGCUUCAUCCGGCAUGUGCACUCCCCACGGUCUCAUCUGCCCGAACCAAGGUUGUCAGAAGCCGUUCCCAGUUUUGACAAUCGUUGCACAACUGGAGAGCCAAAUCCGAGCGCAAACUUCCAAGUACUACGAAGGAUGGCUCAUUUGCGACGAUUCCGCUUGUGGCAACCAUACACGGCAAAUCAGCGUCUAUGGACACCGAUGCCUUGGGCCACGGGGCCAUGCUGAAGGCUGCCUAGGACGAAUGACUUACGAAUACACGGAGAAGCAACUGUAUAACCAGCUGCUCUACUUUGCUGGUCUCUUCGAUGUGGACAAAAUCAAGGCUGCGGCCGCAAAAGAGACUGGGGAGAAGAAAGAUAGUCUGGCGGCUCUGGUUGAAUUCAACCGGACGCGAUUCGAUACCAUCAAGAGCGUGGUGGAUGGUUAUCUGAAGAAGUGCGGACGGCAAUGGGUCGAGAUGGACAGUCUGUUCCGCUUCAUGCUUUAG
This is a messenger RNA of Aspergillus chevalieri, 4395 nucleotides long. RefSeq names its product DNA-directed DNA polymerase alpha catalytic subunit POL1 (gene POL1). Gene Ontology annotation, molecular function: purine nucleotide binding; DNA-directed DNA polymerase activity; single-stranded DNA binding. Gene Ontology annotation, cellular component: alpha DNA polymerase:primase complex. Gene Ontology annotation, biological process: leading strand elongation; mitotic DNA replication initiation; lagging strand elongation. The record is from RefSeq and is a predicted model, not a curated record. Lineage: Eukaryota; Fungi; Ascomycota; Eurotiomycetes; Eurotiales; Aspergillaceae. Bases 1 to 4395 code for a protein of 1464 amino acids. The transcript has 5 exons.